Mandrillus leucophaeus (drill) is the source of this 2078-nucleotide messenger RNA. It is a transcript of the gene PI16, whose product is annotated as peptidase inhibitor 16. NCBI's taxonomy places the organism in Eukaryota, Metazoa, Chordata, Mammalia, Primates, Cercopithecidae. The coding region runs from base 224 to 1612 and encodes 462 amino acids. The transcript is spliced from 9 exons. Gene Ontology annotation, cellular component: extracellular region. The record is from RefSeq and is a predicted model, not a curated record.
GCUAUUGAAGGGGCAUGACUGGAGGCAGAGGCCACAGAGGUGACCACACCAGGGCAACCUGUAGUACCAGCGCCUGGUUCCAGCCAGGGAGCAUCUGAGAACUGUGUCCUUCCACUCCUGAGUCCAGCACUUCCCAGGUCAGCCAGGGUGGUGCUUGUGUGGGAAGGACUUUAAAUCCAGCUGCCAGACCCCUGCACGGGAGAAGGAGAGACGGCUGGCCACCAUGCACGGCUCCUGCAGUUUCCUGAUGCUUCUGCUGCCGCUGCUGCUACUGCUGGUGGCCACCACAGGCCCCGCUGGAGCCCUCACAGAUGAGGAGAAACGUCUGAUGCUGGAGCUGCACAACCUUUACCGGGCCCAGGUAUCCCCACCGGCCUCAGACAUGCUGCACAUGAGAUGGGACGAGGAGCUGGCCGCCUUCGCCAAGGCCUACGCACGGCAGUGCGUGUGGGGCCACAACAAGGACCGCGGGCGGCGCGGAGAGAAUCUGUUCGCCAUCACCGACGAGGGCCUGGACGUGCCGCUGGCCAUGGAGGAGUGGCACCACGAGCGCGAGCACUACAACCUCAGCGCCGCUACCUGCAGCCCGGGCCAGAUGUGCGGCCACUACACGCAGGUGGUUUGGGCCAAGACAGAGAGGAUCGGCUGCGGUUCCCACUUCUGUGAGAAGCUCCAGGGUGUUGAGGAAACCAACAUCGAAUUACUGGUGUGCAACUAUGAGCCCCCGGGGAACGUGAAGGGGAAACGGCCCUACCAGGAGGGGACUCCGUGCUCCCAAUGUCCCUCUGGCUAUCGCUGCAAGAACUCCCUCUGUGAACCCAUCGGAAGCCCGGAAGACGCCCAGGAUUUGCCUUACCUGGUAACUGAGGCCCCAUCCUUCCUGGCAACUGAAGCCUCAGACUCUAGGAAAAUGGGUACUCCUUCCCUAGCAACGGGGAUUCCGGCUUUCUUGGUAACAGAGGUCUCAGGUUCCCUGGCAACCAAGGCUCUGCCUGCUGUGGAAACCCAGGCCCCAACUUCCUUAGCAACAAAAGACCCGCCCUCCAUGGCAACAGAGGCUCCACCUUCUGUAACAACUGAGGUGCCUUCCAUUUUGGCAGCCCACAGCCUGCCCUCCUUGGAUGAGAAGCCAGUUACCUUCCCGGAAUUGACCCAUGUUCCUAUCCCAAAAUCAGCAGACAAAGUGACAGACAAAACAAAAGUGCCCUUCAGGAGCCCAGAGAACUCUCUGGACCCCAAGAUGUCCCUGACAGGGGCAAGGGAGCUCCUACCCCAUGCCCAGGAGGAGGCUGAGGCUGAGGCUGAGUUGCCUCCUUCCAGUGAGGUCUUGGCCUCAGUUUUUCCAGCCCAGGACAAGCCAGGUGAGCUGCAGGCCACACUGGACCACACGGGGCACACCUCCUCCAAGUCCCUGCCCAAUUUCCCCAAUACCUCUGCCACCGCUAAUGCCACGGGUGGGCGUGCCCUGGCUCUGCAGUCGUCCUUGCCAGGUGCAGAGGGCCCUGACAAGCCUAGCGUCGUGUCAGGGCUGAACCCAGGCCCUGGUCAUGUGUGGGGCCCUCUCCUGGGACUACUGCUCCUGCUUCCCCUGAUGUUGGCUGGAAUCUUCUGAAGGGGAUACCACUCAAAGGGUGAAGAGGUCAGCUGUCCUCCUGUCAUCUUCCCCACCCUGUCCCCAGCCCCUAAACAAGAUGCUUCUUGGUUAAGGCCCUCUGGAAGGGAAAGGCUACGGGGCAUGUGCCUCAUCACACCAUCCAGGAGGCACAAGGCCUGGCUGACUGCGAGCGCACGGGGCCGCCUGAGGACUGCACACCGGGCCCACACCUCUCCUGCCCCUCCCUCCUGAGUCCUGGGGGUGGGAGGAUUUGAGGGAGCUCACUGCCUACCUGGCCUGGGGCUGUCUUGCCCACACGGUAUGAGUGCUCUCCCUGAGUGCCUGUGUAGCUGGGGACGGGGAUUGAAAGGGGCAGAUGAAGGACAAGCCCCACUGGAGUGGGGUUCUGUGGGUGGGGAGGCAGGGACAAGGGAAGGAAAGCAACUCCUGACUCUCCAAUAAAAACCAGUCCAACCUGUGGCAA